This is a messenger RNA of Bacidia gigantensis, 1020 nucleotides long. RefSeq lists its product as uncharacterized. The transcript is spliced from 3 exons. The record is from RefSeq and is a predicted model, not a curated record. The coding region runs from base 1 to 1020 and encodes 339 amino acids. NCBI's taxonomy places the organism in Eukaryota, Fungi, Ascomycota, Lecanoromycetes, Lecanorales, Ramalinaceae.
AUGAGCACGUCAGAACAGCAGAAAGCUCGGAGAGUGUUGGCGGAAGGCUGGGUUGAUUUGCGGCAUCGCAUAGAAGAAUUAAAAAAUGAGCUCCGCCACGAUACAGCAGCGAAAGGAGCGCAGGCGAUGUCAAUGGGCGUUGAUGCUGACAUAUUGGCAAAACUGACGAUGGGCGCGUCUUGCUCCUUCACUACAGACUUCAUAAAUCUGUUUGAGCCCGCAAAGAGGAUUCUGUUCUCAGAGAAAGAUUUCAUGCCGUCACCCUCAUAUGACGAAUCUCUAGAUGACCCCAACCAUACGAAGAUCUCCAGGGCGCUGGAAAAUGCGCUACAAGUAAAGGCAGAUUUCAGGGAAUGGCUAUCUAUCGACUCAUGGGUCCAGUCAGUCCAGCCGGGGCUCCAGGUACUUGAACCUUACAUUCGACGUGCCAAAUAUAUUCGCCUCGAAACCGAGGUAGACAACAUCCUUCGCACCCCUUCCCAUCCUCAUAUCACUGUGUUCGUGAGGCAGCCGCAGCAAACCUUUGACCCCCAGGAAAAAGCUCUGAUGCCUGUUGAGCUGUAUAUUCUCUGCCUCCUUUCCCGGAAAUUGGAAGGCUACAUCUCGAAAGCUGUAUCCGAAGAGACAGAGGUCCCACGUAGGAAAGGAAAGGAGAUCGAAUAUAAACCUCCCUUCUACCAAUACCAUGCGGUGAAACUUGUAUCCAUCAGCGGUAGUCGAGCACGUAUAGUUACGGCUGUGCAGAGCUUUGGGCAUAAGGUUGCGUUUGCGAGAGGGCCGGUGGAGCUGCAGACUGAACAAGAGCGAAAAUGGGCCUCGAACAUCAGUAUGGAUAUUUGCGUGGGGAAUUACUAUCACAUGGCAAAGAACAGCGACUUCUUGGAACUAAUGGCGGAGGUCCUGCGCAGACCAUUGCCGGUUCCUACGCUCGAACAAAAGCCGCAGCCACCAAGGCAGAUACCGAUCACGCAUCGGCAAAGGCCGAACAACCUCGAGGAGGUGAGUGGACCUCACUUUUGA